Leptopilina heterotoma is the source of this 2453-nucleotide messenger RNA. Its product is annotated as probable cytosolic oligopeptidase A. The record is from RefSeq and is a predicted model, not a curated record. Gene Ontology annotation, biological process: proteolysis; peptide metabolic process. Gene Ontology annotation, molecular function: metalloendopeptidase activity. Lineage: Eukaryota; Metazoa; Arthropoda; Insecta; Hymenoptera; Figitidae. Bases 123 to 2321 code for a protein of 732 amino acids. The transcript has 11 exons.
UUUAUCUCAGUUGCUUUGUGGAUGUCGGUAAAAUUGUGAUUUGUUUUUUAAUUAAAAAAAAAAUUGGAAAAAAAUGAAUCAAAAGUGUUAAUAUUCAAUUAAAUUAUAAUAAAAGCGAAACAAUGGCUGUUGCUUUUUGUGGUAAAAGAUUAUUUUUAGCAAGGGCAAAUAUUUUUAAGGCACAAACAAGAAACAGUUACAUCGUUCUAUUACCUGAAAUUGGUGAAGAUUUACAGGAAAAGAAUCCACUUUACUCGGAGGAAACAAAAUUACCAGAUUUUAAAAGAGUUACAUUUGAAAGAUGUUUAGCAGCCGUUAAUAAACAAUCUGUUGAAUUUGAACAAAAUUUAUCAUCUCUGGAAAAAGACAUCGAAAAAAAUGAGAAUUUCAAUAUCUUCACCGAUUUAAUAACUCCAAUUGAGGAAUCUCAAGUUCCAUUAGAAUCAACAUGGGGUGUCACCAGAGCCUUGUAUUUUGGCGAUAAGCGCUAUAUGCUUGGACAAUGUUAUCCAAAUAUAAAUAGACGUAUUAGUGUUGCUCUCGGUUAUAAAUUUUGCAGUAAACAAAUUCACAAGGCAUGUAAAAAUGCUUUAGAGGACAAAAAUAAUAAAUUCACACCAGAACAGGAAAGGUUAAUACAAAAAUUUAUUUUGGAAGGCAAACUCAAUGGUUUAGAAUUGAAAUCGAAAAAAUCACAAGACUUUGUUAAGUAUUAUUCUGGAAAAAUUUCAACCGAACAAACAUUAUUUUCAAAAAAAUUGGAGGCAAAAACGAUAUCAUUUUCACGUACAGUUAGUAAUCCACAUGUAAUGAAAGAUUUUCCUGAAUUAUUUUCGAAAUUAGUGGCACAAGAUCCAAACAAUCCUCAUAAGGGUCCGUGGAUUAUUACUUUACGUCCUCAUAUCGUCUCAACAUUUUUGGAAUACUGUUCCGAUAGAGAAUUGAGGAAAGAAAUUUGGCGAGAAGAUGUUUUAAAGUGUUCUCUUUAUAAAGAACGAGAAGUGCAAAACAGUACAUCACUUGAAAACAUAAGGGACUACCGAAAAGAAGUUGCAAAUCAUUUGGGUUACAAGACUUUCGCCGAUAUGAGUAUGGAAACAAAAAUGGCUGGAAGUUUAGAAAAUCUUAACAACUUUUUCGAUAGUUUACUCGAAGAAGCACGACCAGCGCAAGAACGCGAAAUAGAGGAAUUAAAUAAAUUUGCUCAAGAAAGAGGAUUCGAUGAUACGUUAAGACAGUGGGACAUUCCUUAUUGGUCGCGAAAACAACGACGAGCAAUAUAUCAGUAUGAAGAGAACGUUAUUCAGGAAUAUUUUCCACUACCAACAGUUAUGGUGUCAAUGUUUAAAUUGUUGGAAAAUUUAUUUAACAUCAAAAUAGAAGAGUAUGAAAAUCCAAAUGUUUGGAAUGAAGAUGUUCGUUUGUACAAUAUUUAUGAUUUGGAUUCUUCAAUUAUAGAGCCAGCGGCUCAAUUUUAUUUCGAUCCCUAUGUUCGAGAUUAUAAAAUAAAAACCAAUUCAAAUGAGGGUGUAAUGGUUCCCAUCAGAAAUAGAAGCAAAGUUUGCGAUAGAAAUCCACUGGCAGCACUGAUAUUUAAUUUUAUGCCUCCAACGUCGGAUAAACCUUCGCUUCUCACAUUUUUGGAUGUUGUGGAAUUAUUUGACAAAUUUGGCAAGGCCCUUCAUCAUCUUUUAACGAAAACAAAUUAUAUCGAAUUGGCCGGUUUGUCAAAUGUCGAGUGGGAUGCGUCAGAUGUUAGCGGACAAUUUAUGAGUAAUUGGGUUUAUGAAUCGUCUGUUUUAUCUGAAAUGGCAAAACAUUAUAAAACUGGAGAACCUAUGCCACAAGAAGCAAUUGAUAAUCUCAGAAAUAUGAGAACUUUUAUGGCUGGUUAUAAACUUUGUGAAAAACUUUAUUUGUCGCGAUUCGAUAUCCAAUUGCACUCAACAGACGAAUUUUGGGUACAAAUAAUGAAACGACUGUGGAAACAGCAUUUUGUCAUUCCAGAAUUCAAAGAAGAUUCGCAUGUUUGUUCAUUUAUUGACAUAUUCGGUGGAAAUUUCGCAGCAGCCUAUUACACAAUUUUGUGGUCAGAAAUGAUUGGUGCCGAUAUAUUUAGUGCGUUUCAAGAAAUCCCUUCAGGCGACCAAGAACAACAGAAAUUAAUUGGACGCAGGUAUAAAGAAACUUUUCUCUAUUCGGGAGGUAGUUCUUCGUCGAAUGAAUUAUUUAGAAGAUUUAGAGGACGUGAUCCAAGUGUAAAAGCACUUUUAAAGAAUUUGGGAUUAAAAGUUCCAGUCGAGAAGCAAAUCAAUACUUAAAUACAAUGUAGAUGAAAAUUUAUAUUCUCAGUUAUAACAAAAGAAAAAUUUUAUUCUUUAUUAUGUUGCAUUGAAGCGCUCAAUUAUACAUUUUUUUAAACUUAAAGAUUUUUUCUAAAUUUUAGAGAGAGA